AGCUUCAUGUACAAGCACUUCUGCAACUGCCUCGUCUGGCUCUGUUGUCCCAGCCACUUCAAAAAAUCCAAGAACAAACCCAAGGUCAAGGCCAGCAAGACUGGCAGCAAGGUCAAGGCCGGCCACUCCAAGCGGUCGCGUAGCAACAAGGAAGCCGUGACCGACUACGAGGAGUCCCGGCAGGCUUUGCGCGCCAAACACUCGUCCUCUGACUGCCCGGAUGUGGAGAAGGGCGGGGUCACGGAGGUCACAGAGGUCACAGGGGUCACAGGGGUCACAGAGGUCGGCGGGUCAGACCUUGGGUCAAGCAGACCUCACAAACCUGGCCGCGCGUCAUCGCCUCAGAAGGCGGGAACACCUCCCAAAAGUUUCCCCACUCACGAGAAGCCCCGCUCACCCACCGACCAGUCACCAGACGAUGACGCCACCACCACCACGCCCCCACCGCCCACGACACAACCGAAGAAGCCGGGCCAGGAGGAGAUCCGGGUGCCCAUGUUUGUCAGUCUCCUCAUCAUCGCUCUCUACAUCUUCGGCGGUGCUGUGCUGUUCUCACAGUGGGAGAAAGACUGGGACUAUCUCAUCGGCUCCUACUUCUGCUUCAUCACGCUCAGCACCAUCGGCUUUGGGGACUACGUGUUUGGCGUUGGUGGGGACCUGGCCAACAACGAGAAGAUGAUCAUCUGUGCUCUGUACCUGGUCCUGGGUCUGUCCAUCAUCGCCAUGUGCUUCAACCUCAUGCAGGAGGAAGUCCGCGCCAAGUUCCGCUGGCUGGGUCUCAAGGUCGGCAUCAUCGAGCACAACGACAACAAAGGGCCUUGACCUACAUCUCUCACGACCAUGUGACGUUGUCUCUAGUGUUCUAUUUAUAGCCUAGAUCCACUUCCGGGAACCUCCUGGAACUUCCGGGACACUACUGGAACCUCCGGGCCGGGAAGAAGGAAGAAAUGUUCAAAGGCUGUCGCCCUCUUCUUCUUCUUCUUCUUCUUCUUCUUCCUGUGGCAUUUCAUCAACAGUAGGUUAGUGUGGCGUGAAGUCCCUUGUCGUGACAGUAAGGUUAUCUCUACAGCUGACAGUUUUGUCGUGUCUGUGAGGUUAUUUCUUCAGCAGACAGACAGUUUUGUCGUGAGUAUAAGGUUAUCUCUACAGCUGACAGUUUUGUCGUGUCUGUGAGGUUAUUUCUUCAGCAGACAGACAGUUUUGUCGUGAGUAUAAGGUUAUCUCUACAGCUGACAGUUUUGUCCGGUGUGUGGUUAUCUCUGCAGCCACAGUAGGACCAAUGUGCUGAUCGUGACUGACUGUCAGGCCCUCUGCAAGGGACUGCUAGGCAACAGCUUGGGUAUGUAUAAAUGAUUUGCGCCGCAAGUUCAGUGAAACCACAGCCACAAUAAAGAUCCAGAGGAUUCCAAGCCAUGU
Molecule: messenger RNA, 1416 nt
Organism: Aplysia californica (California sea hare)
Lineage: Eukaryota; Metazoa; Mollusca; Gastropoda; Aplysiida; Aplysiidae
Exons: 1
Coding region: 7-822 (271 amino acids)
Biological process (GO): stabilization of membrane potential; potassium ion transmembrane transport
Cellular component (GO): membrane
Molecular function (GO): potassium ion leak channel activity
Source: RefSeq, a predicted model, not a curated record